CCUGCCGAAGGUUUCCUGACAGGGCUACAGACCCUGGCACCCGAGGAGUAAUUGGCGAAUGUCACUGUUCGGUGGGCGUACGGAAGGUGGGUACGUGCAUAACUGUGGUUAAAGGUAAAGCCACCGACAGUGCCCAUACCACCCAUUCCGUUCAGGGAGCCUGAGCAGGUUGUGAAAUACUCCAUGUUUCCCACAAAAGCAGCCUGAUUCACCGUAUCUGGUCGUCUUGAGACCUAUGCUAUCACAUCAUGGCUGGAUCAUUAUCUGAUAACCCGAGGGGCAGGCAAGCGGUCGAGAUAUCUUCUGUCUUCACUGGUCUGGCUCUCAUAGCCGUCGCCCUUCGAUUGUAUACGCGCUUCUUUAUAAUUCGCUGCGUAGGGAUCGAAGAUGCCGGCAUCGCUCUCGCAAUGUUCUGCUCCAUUGGCCUGACCAUCGCCAUUGGUAUCCAAGCCGAAUAUGGUAUGGGCAGACACAUCAGCACAAUCUCACCUGAUCAUAUGGUCAAGUUCCUGAAGACAUUCUGGUUCAGUCUCAUCGUAUACUACCUAUCGCUCGGUUUGACCAAAGGAUCCAUGCUCCUCCAGUAUCGACGCAUCUUCCCGACCAAGAAGUUCCAACUCGCGAACUGGCUCACGAUGGCCGUUGUCGUCGCCUACACCAUCUGGACAGUCUUCUCCAGUAUCUUCUCCUGCACACCUGUACGAGCUUUCUGGACUCAUGAGAAGUCUACUUGUCUUAACCAAUUCGCCGUCUGGUUCACGAACGCCGCCAUCAACAUCGUCACCGAUUUCGCGAUCAUCCUUCUCCCUAUUCCGGUCAUCCAGAAGUUAAACCUCGGCAAGAGGCAGAAGAUUGGACUCAUCUCCAUCUUCGCAGUUGGCGGAUUUGUCUGCCUAGUCUCAAUUCUCCGUCUGCAAUCUCUCGUCGCGAUCUCGAACUCGGAUGAUCCCAGCUACGACAACCCGCCUGCAGCGACGUGGAGCUCCGUUGAGACAAACGUCGGCAUUAUUUGCGCCUGCCUGCCAUUGCUCAGGCCUUUGAUCACACAUUGGCUUCCAAAGGCGUUUCCAUCCAGACACCGCAGCGCAUAUUCCCACUCUCGCCCGCAGGGCGCUCGUACCUACGGAAGUAGGGGUGGCAGCAAGGCGCUGCGUACCAAAGACGACUACGUUCUAGACGUAACGAAGCGCUCAAAUGGCUCGAGCGAGGAUGCGAGAGACAUUCAGGUUGUUACGGACAUCCACGUAGAAGUGGAUGGUGCCGAUGGUAGGAGGCUAAGCGGCUGGAGAACGCCCGCUUCUCAGGCCACCUGGGCAGACGAUAUAUCCCGCAAGGAAACACAAAGGGAGAACAGCACCGAGAUGCUGGUAGACGAAAAUGCGCGUGUGUCGAGGUAGAUCCGAGACUUUUCCUUUGUUCAGUCCACACACUUUGACCUCAUUAUAUUACGAUACCCCAUGACCUACCUACUAUUAAUAGAGAGUAAUUCGACUCUUGUAAUGCCCUCAUCACUUAUAUCUUUGUAAUUAUUCGACUGUUCUCACGAUCAUACGCGAGAGCACCACUUUCUCGUUAUCUAUCGCUGCGUAUCGGAACCUCCGUCUUGAUUAAAAGAUGCUGUUCGGCUCAUCUAUCCCACUUCUCCCUGCUUAAACUCAAGAUCAGAG
This is a messenger RNA of Alternaria rosae, 1667 nucleotides long. RefSeq lists its product as uncharacterized. Bases 249 to 1397 code for a protein of 382 amino acids. The transcript has 5 exons. Lineage: Eukaryota; Fungi; Ascomycota; Dothideomycetes; Pleosporales; Pleosporaceae. The record is from RefSeq and is a predicted model, not a curated record.